AUGAGCACCACUACGAAGUUGAGCGAAGAUCAGGAUGGGAAAUUAGUUGAUUCCACACUCUACAGAAGCAUGAUUGGUAGCCUGCUGUAUCUCACUGCCAGUAGGCCUGAUAUCUCCUAUAGUGUGGGAGUGUGUGCUCGAUUUCAAGCUAAUCCCAAAGAAUCUCACUUAGAAGCUGUCAAAAGAAUCAUUCGAUAUGUUGCUGGUACAGUUAACUGUGAUAUUUUCUACACCUUUGACACUAAUGUGGAGAUUGCAGGAUAUUCAGAUGUUGACUGGGGAGGGAACUUGCAGGACAUAAAAAGCACCUCUGGAGGCUGCUUCUUCAUUGGAAACAAUCUUGUUGCUUGGCACAACAAGAAACAGAACUGCAUUUCACUGUCUACUGCUGAGGCUGAGUAUGUUGCAGCUGGGAGUUGCUGCACCCAAAUGCUCUGGAUGAAGCAAAUGCUCAAGGAUUACGAAAUUUCUCAAGGGUUUGCAAGAAACGAGAUGGUCCGAUCUUAUACAGUGAUAUCCACUGCAAAUACAAGCAGUAACUCAAGGUCCAUCUCGUUGAGCAUCCUUGUUAUGCUCAACAACCUAAGAUCAACUAGUUUGGGAGUUGUUGAGAUGUACCAUGCUACAUGA
This is a messenger RNA of Rosa chinensis, 630 nucleotides long. RefSeq names its product secreted RxLR effector protein 161-like. Lineage: Eukaryota; Viridiplantae; Streptophyta; Magnoliopsida; Rosales; Rosaceae. The transcript is spliced from 2 exons. The record is from RefSeq and is a predicted model, not a curated record. Bases 1 to 630 code for a protein of 209 amino acids.